Tremella mesenterica DSM 1558 is the source of this 875-nucleotide messenger RNA. RefSeq lists its product as uncharacterized. The transcript is spliced from 5 exons. The coding region runs from base 1 to 762 and encodes 253 amino acids. Lineage: Eukaryota; Fungi; Basidiomycota; Tremellomycetes; Tremellales; Tremellaceae. The record is from RefSeq and is a predicted model, not a curated record. Gene Ontology annotation, molecular function: phosphatase activity.
AUGAAACAGCUCAUCGUCUUUGACUUUGACUGGUCCUUUGUCGAUCAAGAUACCGACAGGUGGGUGUUUGAAGUUCUCUCCACAGAGCUACGUAGGAAGCUGCAAGAGCGCAAGUCAUCGCAAAACACAGGUAUCCAAUGUACACCCGACGUCGUGGACCAGACCAUGUAUGAUCUCUUCAAAGCUGGAUUCACUCGUGAAGAUGUUUCAGGUGCUUUACGGAUACUCCCAUUCCAUCCCGCUAUGAAACGUGCUGUUCUUUCGCUCAAAGAACGCUCACCGGAAACUACCUUCAUCUGUCUUUCCAACUCUAAUGAAAUCUACAUCGGCACUAUACUCGCGAAACAUGGCCUCACCGACCUGUUCGAUGUCAUCAUCACCAACCCAGCUCGCUGGGACGAUCAACACCCAGAUCUCAUACACGUCGGACGUCGUCUUCCUGCCUCCUCUCCGCCACACGGAUGCUCAGUAGGCUGUCUGGCCAACAUGUGUAAAGGGGACGAGUUAGACGCUUAUCUCGCCGCUCACGGAGGUCGGGAUAGUUUUAAAAGAAUAGCAUAUGUGGGUGAUGGCGCAAACGACUUUUGUCCUUUGUUAAGGAUGCGUUCUGGGGAUGUGGCGUACGUUCGCAAGGGUUUUGAAUUGGCGGAGAAGGUCGUACAUGAGAAAACGAGGGAGGAUGGGAAGAAAGCAGGAUUGAAGGUGGAUGUGAAAUUUUGGGAACAAGCUUGGGAGAUUGACGAAUACUUUCAGAAGUUAUGACUGUGGGACUUGGUGACCAAGUCCAGUAUGGUCAGAAGUCGUAGCUCGUCGUCCCUCAAUGACAACGAUCGUGAUACAUGAUUAGAUGAGAUAUUUUGCAUAGUUGCAUUUUC